This is a messenger RNA of Amaranthus tricolor (Joseph's coat), 876 nucleotides long. RefSeq lists its product as uncharacterized. The record is from RefSeq and is a predicted model, not a curated record. Lineage: Eukaryota; Viridiplantae; Streptophyta; Magnoliopsida; Caryophyllales; Amaranthaceae. Bases 1 to 876 code for a protein of 291 amino acids. Gene Ontology annotation, molecular function: catalytic activity. The transcript is spliced from 2 exons.
AUGAAUUAUCUUUUUUGGAACAUUCGAGGACUAGGAAAGGGUGAGAAGAUCUCGACUAUUAGGACUUUAGUGGUUAAGAAUAAAGUAUCUUUUAUGGGUCUUGUUGAAACAAAGCAUAGAAGGUCCAUUAAUAGUAGAAUAAAAAGAAUGUGGGGUAGUGGUGAUUACGACGUGUGUGAAGUUCAUGCAAGUGACAUUUAUAGUGGGGGUAUUUUCGCUAUUUGGGAUGCUGGAACAUUUUGUGCCUCAAAAAAACACUGUGGGGAAAGAUGGAUAAUAAUUAAAGGAUCUAUUAAAAUGAUCAAUUUUGAGUGCUGUGUGGGGGUGAUCUAUAGUCCAAACGAUAGGGUGGGGAGAAUUACGAUAUAUGAAGAACUCAAAAUUCUUAUCGUAUCUAUCAAUAGACUUGUCCUUCUAUUGGGGGAUUUCAAUGUGAUACUACAACCCAGCGAAAGCAUUGGUAUUUUUAGGUGUAACUUGAGUAUGAGAGACUUCUCGGAAUGGAUUCAAAGUCUAGGGUUGAUUGAUAUCCCUUUACAUGGCAUUAAAUUCACUUGGAGAAGAAAUGACUCUAAGAGCAGACUUGAUAGAGGCUUAUGCUGCAAUGUUUGGUUAUGGAAAUUUCCAAACUUGAAUUUCAAAAAGUUCCUUGAGAAUGAAUUGACUAAUCUUCCAAAUGUUUCCCUGAACAAUAAAUUGAAGGUCUUUAAAGGCCCGCUUAGAGCUUGGAGCAAAGAGAAGUUUGACCGUAUGGAUAAUAAGAUUGGAGAGCUUGAGUCAGUUAUACAUGAUCUUGAAAGAUUGAGUGAUGUAAGGGGGCUGAAUGACAUGGAGAAGGCCAGACUAAAUGCAUCUCAAAACCACCUCCAGUCUUAG